Molecule: messenger RNA, 537 nt
Organism: Ananas comosus (pineapple)
Lineage: Eukaryota; Viridiplantae; Streptophyta; Magnoliopsida; Poales; Bromeliaceae
Product: probable E3 ubiquitin-protein ligase RHY1A
Exons: 2
Coding region: 31-435 (134 amino acids)
Biological process (GO): ubiquitin-dependent protein catabolic process
Molecular function (GO): ubiquitin protein ligase activity
Source: RefSeq, a predicted model, not a curated record
CCCGGCGGCGGCGGCGCCGCCGCGUCGUCCAUGGCGGAGCCCGCGCUCGCCGCGCGCAUCCGCCUCGAGGAGAAGCUCCACGGCCUCUCCAGGUGGAGCAGACUUCCAUGUAACAACCGCGGGGAUCAGAACUCACGGCCGGCAGCCCCGGGGCCGAGCCGGAGGGCGACCGCGGAGUUACCGGCGCGAAAUCCGGGAGUGGUAGGAGGAGGCGCGCGUCCGGUGGCGAGGACGUCCUCGCGGACGUCAGAGGUGUGCGCGGUGUGCCUGGAGGAGGUGGAGGCGGAGGCGGCGGAGCAGACGCGGGUGACGCGGCUGCCGUGCUCUCACCGCUACCACUCCGACUGCGUCCUCCCGUGGCUCGCCGCCCACCCCGACUGCCCCUGCUGCCGCGCCUCCGUCGGCCCUCCCCCUUCUCUCCACGUGCCCUCUUAGCGCAGGAUCUUGUUGCGCUGAAAAAUGUAUGAAACUUAUAGCUGAACUAUAUAUAGCUAGCAUUCAAUGGUACAGAUGUGCGAACUUUAAAAAUUGGUUAAA